Messenger RNA from Pimephales promelas (fathead minnow), 2006 nucleotides. NCBI's taxonomy places the organism in Eukaryota, Metazoa, Chordata, Actinopteri, Cypriniformes, Leuciscidae. The record is from RefSeq and is a predicted model, not a curated record.
AUGGGGAUUCUCCUCACCCCAGCUCAAACUCUAUUUAACGUAUUCCAAGAUGGACACCCAAUUGAGGAGUAUGUCGCCAGUUUCCUGGAACUCUCUGCCGGGGUAAGCUGGUCAGAUGAUGUCUUAAAAACUGUCUUUUGGCUGGGUUUGGAUAAUCAUCUGUACCAGCAAGCCCCAGCAGCUGCGGUUCCAGGAACCCUCUCCUGUUACCUGGAUCAUGUGUUGUGGUUGAGUGGGUCAGUCCUCACCGUUGGUGAGACUGAAGAUACCAGCACCGCUCAACCACACACACCCACCAUCUUCACCCCACCAGCCCUCACCGCCUUCCAUCCGGAACCCUCCUCAUCGCUGCCCCACUGCUUCCCCGGAGUGCUUCGAGGAGGUAGAAUCGUUGUGGGUCUGCCGGCCACCAACUCCAUCUGGGUCAGGGGAUCCCCGGUCUCCUCCUCGAACCUCCUCGACCUGGUCUCUGCCGCAGCCCUCUGGUCCAUUACCUCCACCAUGGCUCUUACCUCCCUCACCUCCGCCGUGGCCCUUCAGCCCACCAGCUCCUCCAGGCUUCCUUGUCCCCCCGGUUCCCCCUUGGUCCUUCAUCGACCCGCCCUCACCCUGGGACUACCCUCCUCUUGCUUCGCCUCGUCGCUGCGUCCUUCUGGUUCAGUUGGGCUCUUCUCUCCCUCCGGGUCCACCUUGGUCCUCGGUCGCUCUGGCUGCGCCGCGGUCUUCAGGAUCCUCGUCUCGGCCUCAGUCGCCGGAGCCGUUGGUGUCGCCAUGUCCCGCCAGCCCUUCUACAUCGCCCGGUCUCGCUGGCUCGAUGGCUUCACCCGGGUCUCCUCGAUCACCUGCUCCGCCACCAUCAGUCGGCUCCCUGGAGUCGUCAGUCCUGCCCCCUCCAUGGCUCCUCCCUCCGUCAUCUCCGCCGUGGCCGCCGGAAGGAUGGAUGAGAUGAUCACUAACAUCAGAGAGGUAUUUGUGAGCAAUCUGUAUGAUCUAGCCUGGAUGGAUGCUGAAACUAAGAAAGCUGCAGAGGAGAAGGCCCGAACAAUCAGAGAAAGGAUUGGUUUCUCAGAAAAUAUCAUGAACAACACAUACCUGGACCAGGAGUACCAAGAUUUAAGCUAUAAUGCAGAAGAAUACUUCGAGAACAUCCUGAAGAACUUGGAGUUUGGUCAGAAGAAACGCCUGAAGAAACUGAGAGUCAAAGUGAACAAAGAAGAAUGGAUAACAGGAGCUGCUGUGGUCAAUGCAUUCUACUCAUCUAGCAGAAACCAAAUAGUAUUUCCUGCAGGUAUUCUUCAACCACCAUUUUUUGGUAAAGGUCAGCCCUGGUCUCUGAACUAUGGAGGCAUCGGGAUGGUCAUUGGACAUGAGAUCACUCAUGGCUUUGAUGACAAUGGGCGCAAUUUUGAUAAAGAUGGUGACCUCAAAGACUGGUGGACUCCAUCUUCGACUCAGAAAUUCCAUGAGCUUUCCAAAUGCAUUGUUGACCAGUAUGGAAGCUUCUCUUGGGAUUUGGCGAAUCGACAAAAUCUAAAUGGGAAUAAUACCCUUGGGGAGAACAUUGCUGACAACGGGGGCAUUCGCCAGUCUUAUCAAGCUUACCAGAACUUUGUGAAAAAACAUGGAAAAGAAGCUCCUCUGCCUGGAAUUGAUCUCAAUCAUGAGCAACUCUUUUUCCUUAACUUUGCACAGGUUUGGUGUGGAACACAUAGACCUGAGUAUGCUGUAAACUCCAUCAAAACGGAUGUCCACAGUCCAGGGAAGUUUAGAGUUCUCGGGUCAUUACAGAACUUCCCAGAGUUUGCCAAAGCCUUCCAGUGCCAGAAAAAGGACUACAUGGUGCCUGAGAAGAUUUGCCGGGUGUGGUGAUUACCUGAGGAACAGAAGGGUUAUAUUGAGGGCCUGUGGUCCGUAGACCCUCUCACCUCUCUGCUGACUCUUAGACCACUAUGGCUCAUCUAUAUACAGCUUUAUAUAUAAAACACAAUAAAAGAAUAGUUACUUUA